Molecule: messenger RNA, 447 nt
Organism: Lactuca saligna
Lineage: Eukaryota; Viridiplantae; Streptophyta; Magnoliopsida; Asterales; Asteraceae
Source: the annotation of a GenBank genome assembly
AUGCAUAUCCCACAAGGUGAUUCGUUACUUGUGCAUUUGAUGAUGUUGCACGAUGUAAGGUGUCAACAAGUAUUUCAAAUGGGGAGGUUUCUUUUUUAUAUACAUGGGACGCAUUUGGAUUUUGGUGAAACUGAAUACAUUCUCAUUUGUGGUUUAAAAUUUGGUCCUUAUGAUGAUUUACUGCAGGACAGAAAAAGCCGGUCAAAUUCAAUUCUUCGUGCUCAGUUGUUCCCAUACAGUUCUGAUGCAUGUUUGCGGUUGAAAGAUUUGGAAGACUUCAUUAUGUCUCCGAAUUAUUUGGCAAUUCAUGAUGAAGAUGUUGUGAGGCUUAUCCAGCUUGUUUUUAUGUUGAAGGGACUCCAUGGACGGGACGUUAAAACGUGCAUUCUCGUUGCAGUAUACAAGUUUGCUGAUAAUAGCGAUGAUUGGAACAAGUAUUACAUUUAA